Molecule: messenger RNA, 2379 nt
Organism: Heterotrigona itama
Lineage: Eukaryota; Metazoa; Arthropoda; Insecta; Hymenoptera; Apidae
Source: the annotation of a GenBank genome assembly
AUGUCACAAAGAUUGACAGUUUAUCAAGGGCGUAAAUAAUAAUAUCUAACAAUGUCACCAUAAAGAGGUUACAUAUAUUAAUAUUUUAAUUAAUGAACUUACACGUGAUAAUUGGUUUAAUAUCCAUAAAGGUAUUUGAUCUAUGUUCACCACCCAAAGACGACCCCCCAUUGCAAUUCAUUUCUAAAGAUUGGCAGUUGCUUCGCGAACUUGCUUUUAAUCAUUACAUUAACUUUACGUCACUUUGAUUACUUUAUAGAAAAAUUAUUUUUCAGUUUAUCUUGAAAUAAAAUAUUCAAUAUUUUAAUAUUCUCUCUAUAUUAAGCUCGGGAUGAUAGCUUUAUUCGUCACAAAUGGAUAAAGAUUCAACAUAGUAUAAUAAAUCAAACAUUUUAUUUAAAUUUUCCUGAUAAAUUCCAUUGAGGUUGGAAUUGAGAUCUUCGUUUAACAUGUCCUGUAAUAUCGAUAGUUUGAAGCUCUCGAUAUCUCGUAUUGAAUGUGUUGUUUGUUGCAAUCUUCCAUUCAGUGAAACUGUGUUGUUUAAUUCUUGGUUGGUAUACGUAAUUUUGUAUAAUAAUAAUUAUUGGAUUAAUUUAUAAUUAUUGAAGUAAAAUAAUUAUAAUUUAACAUAAACUGAAAUAUGCAAUGUUUGUUUCUCUUAAAAGUAUUAUAUUUCAAUGAUACUUGAAAUAUUAUUUGUACAAAGGUUAAUGAAAUAAUUUCUAAAUAUUUCAAAUUUUAUAAUUUAUAAAAGUUUCAAAAAUAAUUCAAAAGGAAUGUCUCAGAAAAAAAUAAUUAAUAAAGUACCAGGUGAUCUACCAUCUCCUUCCAGAAGAGAAAAUCAAGGAUAUAUAGAAAAUUUAGGAAGCAAACAGAAGUUUGAACUAGAGGAAUUAUUAGAAAGACAAAAUAAAAUCCUUAGUAAUAAAAUAUUUAUAUUGAAGCUGCCAGACAAAGGAAAAAAAAUCAAAUCUUUUCGUGACAAAAUAUUAAAAGAACUAGAACAUAAAAAUGAAGUUGAAAAUGCAACCAAUCUUUUGUCAAGAUUAAAUUUAGCAUCUGAAGGUAAAGCUGCUAUGAAUGAAUUAGAAUGGACAGGCAAAUAUACCGAAAUCAGAGAUACUGUCAAAGUUGUUGAACUUGAUAGUGAUGAUGAAGAAGAUCCUUUAAAAAUACUGGCUCAACCUACAGGAUAUGGUGUUCAUAAAAAGAAAAUUGUACAUUUACCACCAGAGGAAAGUUUAAUUAAGCCAGAAGAUUUAGCAGAAAUAGAAUCUUUUAAAAUAAAAGCUUCUGACCAUAUUGCAUACAUUGUUAAUAAAGUAGAAAACUCUUCAGAAAAUAAGAUUGAAAAGAAAGAACCAUUUAAGCCAUAUAAAACAACUAAGACUAAUAUACAUGAUCCAAAAAAAGAAAAACAAAGAAAGCAAAAUAAAAAUUGGGAAGUUACAGCAGCAACACCACCUCUUAUAAUUCAUGGUGCUGCAAAAAUUAUUAAUUUAAACGAAUCUCUAGAGUUACAAAAAGAACAAGCUGAUAAACUUCAUAAGAUACAAGCUAAAUACGCAGCUGAAAGACUAGCUGAACACUUUGGUGUACAUAACAUUGGUCCUCCACCUGAAAACAUAGGGACUUAUCGUCUACAAAAUGAACAAGAAUCUGAUUUUUCUACCUCGGAUGAAGAACAAAAUGAAGUACAUGAUGAUGAAGAUAAUGACAAAGCAGGGACUGUUGUUUUUACAGUAGAUAGUAUAGUAAGUUAAUUAAUUUACGUAUAUAGAUAUUUUGUAAAUGUAUGAAUACAUUGAUGAAUCUUAAUAUUAAAUUAAUGAAUUAUAAUAUUAAAAUAUAUACUUUUUAUAUACAUACUUGAGAAUUAUAUUGAGAAUAUUAUAAGGAUAUGUAGUCAUUGCAAAAUAAAAUGUUUAUGGAGCUUUAUUAUUUUUACAUUUUUUAUAUUAAUUGUAUCCAAAAUUAUUAAUAAUUGCUGUGUACGGUGCGGUAGCCUUUGCAACUGUUUGCCCAGCUUGCUUGGUAAGUUUCUGAAACAAGAAAAAGAACAUAUAAAAAUAGUUCUUGAUAUUAUUUAUACUUGCCAUAUUUUUAAAUAUACCUUGAGUUUAUCUCUCUUUUGAACUUCAAGAAUUGACCUAACACGUCUCUUGUUUUCCAAUGUACGUACAACAGCUUUAUAUUUCCAUCCAACUUCAUGAGAUAAUCUACCUACAUGACAGUACUUAAAAAAAAAAAGCAUUGCAUUAGUAUCAUAUAUUUUUAUAAAAUACAUUUAUGUACAUUUUCUUAUUAUUUACUCAGCUAAAUGUAACAUCACAAACUAUAUCAGGCGCAAAUUACCAUACCAUCAUUGUAAAAACUUAG